Chara braunii is the source of this 3595-nucleotide messenger RNA. The record is from the annotation of a GenBank genome assembly. NCBI's taxonomy places the organism in Eukaryota, Viridiplantae, Streptophyta, Charophyceae, Charales, Characeae.
UACUAUUCCUUUUCCGCACCCUUCGAUCCGAUGCCAAGUGGUGACGGGCAAGUCAUUCCGGGCUAUUUGUGCUUACGAGCAGCUCGACAAAAUCGGCCUAUGUUCCUACAGACCGUCGCGGUAGCCGACUCUUCACCCACGGACUUGUCUUCGAACCCCCGUGUGGUGCGGUUGCUCGAUGAAUUCGUCGACAUCUUCGAGUCACCUACCGGUGUGGUGCCGGAUCGACCAAUCUCUCACGACAUCAUUCUUGAGGUCGGUGCAGUGCCGCUGAAAGGUUCUAUUUAUUGCAUGAGCAAGGAGGAGCUUACGGUCCUCCACACGCAACUCGAUGACUUGUUGGACAAGAGCUGGAUUCGCCCUAGUAGCUCCCCAUAUGGAGCGCCAGUUCUCUUCGUAUGGAAGAAGAACAAGGAUCUACGAUCGUGCAUCGACUACCGCAAGCUCAACGCGCAAACCAUCAAGAAUGUGGGGCCUCUUCCUCACAUCGACGAUCUUCUUGAGCGAAUGGGCGGCGCAAAUUAUUUUUCCAAGUUGGAUUUGAAGUCGGGAUACCAUCAGAUUUCGAUCCGGCCAAACGAUCGCUAUAAAUCCGCGUUCAAGACGCGGUAUGGGCAUUUUGAGUGGGUGGUGAUGCCUUUUGGCCUCACCAACGCCUCGACGACAUUUCAAGCGGCAAUGGCCAACGAGUUUCGUGCGAUGUUGGACCGGUUCGUGCUGGUCUACUUAGACGACAUCUCAUCUAUAGCCGGUCAUUGGAGGAUCAUCUUGAGCACCUUCGACGAGUGUUGGAGAUGCUUUGCCGCGCCAAGUACAAAGCCAACCGCGACAAGUGCAAAUUUGAUAGAGGUGAAAUUAGCACAAUCACUGAAGCUUGAUCCAGAAAGGCCUGAAUACCACAGAGUAACCGUGCACUGGGAAGCAAGUGACUCAGAAAGCCAUGGGCGGUUUGUUGCCGAAAGCACAGGAAAGCAGGCCAGCAGUCGGCUACUUAGCGUGAGAUCCACAAAUGCCAUCUUGGAACUGCCUCGCGGUGAUGGGGCAGUCUCAGCUGGUACAUAUGUAUCAGCUCUUGUGAUUGGUGACAUAAGGGAUAUGCCUUGCAGUGAGGAUGUGCAUGCUGGUUUGUCAAAAGGUCUCGCAGGUCAAAAAUGCAGCGAAAAGCAUGGUCGGCAUCAUCAUGGCCAUCAUCAUCGGCGACAUGAUCAUCCCCAUGAGCCAGCAGCAGCCAAUGAGCAAGCAGAACAGUCGGCAUCACAGAGGUCUGGUGAGGAGCAUUCUCGAAGCAACCCCUCAUCAGGAAAUGGAGAAGGGAAGGAAUCGGCCGAUCAUGCUGGAGCUGGGGAAGGUCAAUCAGCAGGUGCUAAACAUCACCACCAUCGGCAUCGACAUCAUCACCACCACCAUCAUCAACCAAACAACAAACAGCAACAUGAGACAAAGCAAGAAAGUUCCAAGGAUAGAGGUAGCAGUGCAAGUGGAGGGGACAGAAGCUGUGGCCAGCAAGAGAAGCUCGCAGACGUGAAUGUACGUGUGGCCGUAUUGACAGUUAGCGACACUGUGGCCGUGCGAAAUGGGCCUGACAGAAGUGGUUCCAGGGCAGCAAAGGCAGUAGCGGAACAGUCUGUGAGACUCGGUGGAGCUGCAGUGGUGGCGAUGGAAGUUGUUCCUGAUGAGAUUGAGAAGAUCCAGGAGACAAUCAAGCGGUGGAGCGAUGAAGAGGAUAUGCACCUCAUUAUCACGACUGGUGGAACCGGCUUCUCUCCACGGGAUGUGACGCCCGAGGCAACAAAGCCACUACUUCAUAGGGAGGCACCUGGCUUCGUCCAAGUUAUGCUGAAUGAGGCGUUGAAGCAGAUUUCCCAAGCCAGUAGUUCAGGUGUUGUCGGGUCAACGGUCGCGCAGACCGUGAGUCAGUCCACUGGCAUUAUGGCAAGCCAGGCCGCGGUGUUAACUCCAGAGGAUGUCACCAUCCAGCAGGCAGCUCUGCAGGAGGCACACCUACAGCGGGCAUUAGGAGAGAUAAAAGCGGAGAAGGAGAAGAUGAUCAGAAGAAGAGCCAGGAUGCAGCGAAGAGUGGCAGACAUAGAGGAGUUAGAGAGGAUGGACCUAACAAACAUGGAUGAUGAUGUGAGGGUAGUUAGGAGGGCUCUGCUAGGCAUUAUAGAGAUGCAGGAGCAUCAAACUACCAUCCUUCAUGACAUUCAACAGAGCCUAGCCGUAUUGGCAGGCCGUGCUCAGGCAACACCAUCACCAGCCGGGCCUGGUGCCUGGCCCGUGUCGUAUCCUCCUUUUUCUGUCCCACCGGUGACAGGGGUAUCCCCAUAUGUUGCCCCUUCAUCGGUUGCUAUUGUUUCCCUGGGCAUGCCGCUGUCAAGAGGGGUAACAACAGGGAGUAGUGUGCAGGUUCCUGUACAGACAGUGUUUACUCAAAGUCCGUUGCAGGUUGCAGUCACCACGCAGCCUGCUGUCUCGCAGCCUGUGCAGCCUCAGGGCAUGCAGCCCCAGCAGCUAGCACAGCAACCUGUGUCACCGGGUCCACAGCCCGGAGUGAUGCAGGGACCGGGACAAACUCAAUGGGUUCCAAUGACGGCCAUAGCGACUCCCAAACCCUUCACAAGGGAUAAGAGGGGCGAAGACCUGGACACGUGGUUGAGGGCAGUGCCGGUCUACGUAAGGUGUAAACUCACCUUGCCGCACGAAGAAGUGCUUGUGGCAGCUUCCUACCUAGAGGGUAGUGCAGCAAGAUGGUUGAGUGGUUUAGUGCAGAUCCAGGGAUAUGGUCAUGACUUCCGCGCUUGGGCAGCCACCCAGAAAUUGGAUGACUUCCUGAAGAUGGUGGACGAGAGGUGGCACGAUCCUCAGGAGGCCCAAAGGGCCACUGAUGCGAUCCUGACACUGCACACGAGGCAGUUUAAGUCAGUCCUGUUGACGUCGUACUUGAGAUGCUUUUCUCAGACUCUCAGGAACCAGUUGGCAAAAGAGGCCAACAUCAAUAUGCACAACUUCCCUUCGUUUAGCAAGGUGGCCCUAGACCUAGAAGCAAAGAUAGGGCAUGGACAGGCACCCAGUACGGACGGGAGGAAGAAGACACUGCCUCCUAACUGGAAGGCGAAAGGUCGCUUGAUGUUUGUCGACAACGAUGGUUCAACCAUCGAGGUGGACGGCAACUUCCAAGAGGGAGUAGGUUUAGAGGCAGGCAGCAUAGAUGCUUCAGAGGGUAGAGUAGUCGCUGCCAUAUCGCAAAAAGGUCAGGCGACCGGUAGACGCCGCGGAGGCUCCCAGUCUAGGAGUCAAGUUGACCCCAAUGCUCCUUCAUGGGAGAAAGCGGGUCUUACAGAGGACGUGUGGAGAGACCGUUACUCACGGAAGGCCUGUAUUCGUUGUGGUCAAUAUGGCCACAGCCAAUUCAAGUGUCGCAACAAGAAAGUGAUGGAAAUGAUCCCGCCUACGAUGGGGCAAGUGCUGGGAUCCUCUCAUCCCGUGGGUAGCAACGUUGCCAGUACUUCAGGCAGUGCUCCGGGAAACACGUCGGGCCAGUAGGAAUUGUAGCUGUUCCUGCUAGGGUCGAGGUGGUGGAGACACCCUCACCAUC